This is a messenger RNA of Prorocentrum cordatum, 489 nucleotides long. NCBI's taxonomy places the organism in Eukaryota, Dinophyceae, Prorocentrales, Prorocentraceae. The record is from the annotation of a GenBank genome assembly.
AUGGAUGGCAUGUCAGGGCGUCAGCGAGGGGCAAGCAGGGUGGGCAUCCGAGACGAUACUGCGGUAAACGCAGACGGCCAAGUUUCACACCCAACAGGCAGAAUUAGUUUCGAUUCGAUCGCGGAUGCCUUGCCGUUUCACGGGGCAGGUUGUGCGAGGCGUGGCGUGGCCCUGGUUGAGGAGGAGGAUGUUGGUCUGGUGGGCGGCGGGAGACGGCAGGAGAUCCCAGCGUCGUCGGCCGCGCUCGGGCGCGCGCGGCGACGACUCCGCGAUUGGCUCGUGCCUCUUGUUCAGGAGGACGGGGGGCGGCGUGCGCAGGUAUUGCCAGGGCGCUCGGCGCCGGACGGCUGCACCGUUGAGGCGCGUCCAGUGUCGGCCGGGGUGGAGCUCGGGUCGGUUUGGGCGUGUGCGCGUCGUGCGCGUCACCCGUGUGCCUCAUGCUCCUCUCCCCCGGGCCUUCGCCAGUUUGCGACGGGAGCCGCUGCUUAA